Messenger RNA from Engraulis encrasicolus (European anchovy), 3070 nucleotides. RefSeq lists its product as uncharacterized. The transcript has 2 exons. The coding region runs from base 35 to 1210 and encodes 391 amino acids. The record is from RefSeq and is a predicted model, not a curated record. Lineage: Eukaryota; Metazoa; Chordata; Actinopteri; Clupeiformes; Engraulidae.
UGAUAAUGAUGAUGAUGGGAAUGGGGAGGAUGCAAUGAAUGCUUAUCUUCAUGCAGAAUUGAAGCAGUCCAAACAUUCUGUCCCUCACCCUAAACCUGUUUUGUUUAAGCAGGACAGUGCAGUGCCACCUGUUGUGCGGCCUAAAGAUGACCAUCGGUCUCAAGCCCAGUCUUCUUUUGGGCCUAGUAACCCUUUUCCUCCAGUGUUACAGACACCAUCAGGUACACCUGGAGCAUCAGUGAACAUCCAUGGGCCACAGAACACUAACCCUGCUCCAGUGCAACAUCGGCUGCCAUCUACACACAGGAAUGCGCGCACACCGACACAGGCAAGCCAUGCUGUGUCCUCUGGUAGGCCUAAACCUCCACCUACUGUGUAUGAUCUUAUGCAACGCCAGAAUGACAUCACGGCCCAGCUAGUUAAAAAUCAAGCUUUAGCCUCUCUCCCACCUAGAGUGAUUGCUGAGUAUGAUGGAGACCCUUUGAAAUAUGCUGCAUUCAUAAGAGCAUUUGAGCAAGCCAUCGAAAAGAGGACUAAUGACAAAGAAGAAUGUCUUUAUUACCUUGACCAAUACACUAGAGGGCAGCCAAGAGAAUUGGUUAGGAGCUGCUUUAACAUGGCUCACGGGCAAGGCUACUAUAGGGCCAAAAAUCUUUUAAAGGAACAUUUUGGUAACGAAAUGAGAAUUGCUGCGGCGUAUAUUGACAAGGCGAUGCAAUGGCCAGUGAUGAAAACUGACGAUGUUACUGCCCUACAAUCUUUUUCCAUCUUUCUAAGAGACUGCUGUAAUGUGAUGGAGGAUUUACAGCACCUGGAGGAGAUGAACGUCCCGUCUAAUCUUCGACUGAUGAUGACAAAGUUACCAUACAAGAUGAGGGAAAAGUGGAGGACAACCGCGUGGGAACUCCAGGAGAAGCGUGGGUCCAGGGCCAGGUUCUCCGACUUCGUGAUCUUCAUCGAACGCCAGGUGAAGAUUCUGUCCGACCCUCUCUUUGGAGACUUGCAGGGUACACCACCACCGCCCUCCUUUAAGUCCAAGGCUGGGCCAUCAGGAAGCAGACAUGUCACUGUUGCCGCAGUCGAUGCUGUCCGACCGCCAAAUCCAUCAGCACCCCAACAUCAGCAUGGAGGGCCAUCUGCACAGAGACGUGUGGCCAUACUGGGGCCGGGGAAGAUGAGCAGAUCAUGUCCAUUGUUCCUGUACAGGUGAAGUCUGGGAGUCACGUGAUCAACACCUACGCUUUCCUUGACCCUGGGAGCUCAGCCUCUUUCUGUACUGAACAUCUUAUGAGAGAGCUGAAUGCUUCAGGUGCCAAAACAGACUUUCUUCUUCGCACACUUGGCCAGGAAAAAGCAGUCACUUCCUUCUCAAUCAAUGGCCUCCAAAUUUCUAGUAUGACAGGAGAUGAAUUCAUGGAUUUGCCUGAAGUUUUCACACAGAAAACAAUGCCUGUGGGAAGAAGCAACAUUCUCACUGAAAAGGAGUUGAAGAAAUGGCCAUAUCUGAAAGGUGUCAACAUUCCCAGUCUUGAUGCAAGGGUUGAAUUGCUCAUAGGGACCAAUGCCCCAAAGCUCAUGGAACCAUGGGAAAUAAUUAAUAGUCAAGGUGAAGGACCUUGGGCAUACAGGACCCUAGUGGGGUGGGUCGUGGGUGGUCUACUGAGAGGCAGUGAAGGUAAAGGCAGGUGUGGUUCUCCUGCCCACACAGCCAAUAGGAUCUCAGUCUCUAAGCCACAGAAACUGGUAGUUGCAAAACCCAAGCCAAUUGUCAAGAAUGCCUAUCACCAUGAAAAGCAUAACUGUUCUGGCUUGCCUUUUAUAACUGCAGAUGUGACCCUUGCAGGCAAUCCUGUCAGAGCAGACGAGAUUCCAGGAAAGGAACUGCAGCCUGACCUCCCUCCACAGGAAUCAGUCUUCCAGACAGGCAUGAAUGUUUUAAAGAAUACUGCUGAUAACCCAUGUCUACCCAUUGUUACCAGUGAAUUCACAAAGGUUGUACAGGGCGGAGUGACUGAUGCAAAGCUGAACCGGCCAGAGGGGAUGUCCAGAGUGAAGGAGGAAGAAGAGGGUCCUACUACCAUCAUGGCUCAGCCUCUGAUCUCUGCGAACCCUGAAGUGGAAAGAGAACCACAGCCGAAUGCGUGCAUUCCUCACAACCCAAUGCAGGCAACACAAUUGUCUUUUAAUUACUUUUCUGAUUUUAAAGAAUUAAAGAUACGUUUUGAAUUGAAUGUCAGAUUAAGAGACCUGGUUUUAAGUGUGUUACAGAAGAGAAAGUUCAUUAACCCUCCUGAGCUGUGGAAAGAGAAAUUAAAGGUUGGUGACCAAGAGGACCAGGCUGCGGCUGACCAGAAGGGACCAACACGAAUGAGACCUGGAGGAAGUUUCCCAUUGAUGACGUCCCCGGAAUGGAUCCAGGUGCUACAGGAGGCUCGUGGUAGAAGGGACGGAGGGCAAGCAUCUCAAGACGAGGGGACAUGUGCAUCCAGUCCAGAGAAGAGUAAGAACUGGCCAACCACCCAGUCAUGCCUCUUCAUAGAAGCUGAAGACCAAAGUCCCAAGACCUGAGAUGACCAGACGACUACAUGACCAGAUGGCGACGACCUGGCUGCAUCAAGAAGAUUUAGUAUAAGAAAUGUGUCACUUAAGAUUAGCUCUGCACAAAUGGCUCCUUAGUUUUAAUUGGGUAAUUAUGGUUUAGUAUUCACUCAUAAUUAGGGGCCGGGGUGUAGGAGCCAUUUUAUUCUCACCUAUAGGUAGGUUUAGCGUAGUUUUAGAUUUAGCCACUUGGGGGAGCACUUCACUGUUAUGGUAGCUCACUUAGUCACAGGUAGAAAUACAGGUGCCCAUGAUUAGGGGCUAAUGACGGCUUGGACUGGGGAACACACGGUUCUUACCGUUGCCGUGUGCCAGCCGAAUGUGAUAUAUCUCUUUUAAUACAGCACAGCACAACAGCACAGAGGUGAUCUAGUUUUUAUAUUAAAUUAAAGUUUUUGCAAUAAACGGGGAACAACCCCAAAGGGAUUUUUUGGCUGGACAUUCCAUGUUUGCUGCGCGUUGAGAACACCUG